AUGGAAGAUAUCAUCGCAUUCAUUGGCAUCGGAGCAAUGGGAUAUGGCAUGGCUGCGAAUCUCAGAAAGAAGAUGCCACAAUUCAGCAGCCAUAGACAUGUCGGAAUUGUGGGCACGACAAAGGAAGCCGCUGAGAAAGCGGGCACAAUAAUAUCGAUGGUACCACGAUCAGACGAUGCUAGGAAGAUAUACCUGGAUCCUCAAACAGGAGUGAUUGCCGCCGUUUCGAGUAUUGAUCUGAAGAACACACUGCUUGUCGACAGUUCCACCAUAGAUCCUGCAACCACGAGAAAUGUCGGCGAGAAAUUGAUGAAAGCAGGCGUAGGUACCUACGUUGAUGCACCAGUCUCCCUAGGGCGGCAUAGCUCGCGCGGCAGACGGUGGCCUAGCUUCAUGAUCGGCCACCCACCCGCUGCAUCUUCGACAAAAAAGCGAAUCCAGUCACUGAUUCACCAAAUGGGAAACCCUGGAAAGGUGUAUUUCUGUGGCCCUCUCGGCUCAGGUCUGGCCGACAAAAUCUCGAACAACUAUCUCUCGGGCACAUUUAAUGUUGCCAUCUCCCAAGCAAUGUCGAUUGGCAUCCUCUCUGGUGUCGAUCCCCAGACUCUUUUCAACGUGAUCAAAUCCUCAUCCGGGCAAUCUUGGAUGGCUGAGAAUCAUCAACCUGUUCCAGGCUUAGUCGAGUCGGCGCCAAGUUCGCGAGGUUGGGAAAGGAGUUUGGGGCAUGCGAUGAUGAUGAAAGAUCUAGGACUGGGAGUUGCGGCCGCAAAGGAGGUGGGCAUUGAGCCGACUAUGGGUGAUAGAGCAUUGGAAAUGUGA
Molecule: messenger RNA, 819 nt
Organism: Pseudocercospora fijiensis CIRAD86
Lineage: Eukaryota; Fungi; Ascomycota; Dothideomycetes; Mycosphaerellales; Mycosphaerellaceae
Exons: 4
Coding region: 1-819 (272 amino acids)
Biological process (GO): L-valine catabolic process
Cellular component (GO): mitochondrion
Molecular function (GO): NAD binding; NADP binding; 3-hydroxyisobutyrate dehydrogenase activity
Source: RefSeq, a predicted model, not a curated record